AUGUCAAAUUUUGGUUAUCCGGGGCCAGGAGGUGGCUACCCUCCCCAACAGCCCGGUGGUUAUCCACAGCAGCCCGGUGGUUAUCCACAACAACCUGGUGGGUAUCCCCAGCAACCUGGUGGCUAUCCCCAACAGCCUGGAAGUUAUCCGAAUCAGCCUGCAGGAGGUCAAGCUGGUGGUUACCAGGCUGGAGGUUUUGGCUUCAACCCCCCACAAAACCCUUCUAAGCCUGUCAAUCCAGCAGUGCCUCCUCAAGGGCAGAAUUGGGGUGGUGGCGUUGGUGGUAAUGCACCCUCUGGAGUUGAUCCAAAUGUGUUUCAAUGGUUUCAGGCAGUUGAUCGAGAUAGGACUGGAAAAAUCAAUGCUAAUGAAUUACAAAUGGCUCUUACAAAUGCAAACUGGUCCAAAUUUAAUCUGGACACAUGCAGAUUGAUGAUAACAAUGUUUGAUAGGGACAAAAGUGGUCAGAUUGAUAUCAAUGAAUUUCAAGGUUUGUGGACUUACAUACAUCAAUGGAAAACUAUAUUUGAUCAGUUCGACAGAGAUAGAUCAGGGACAAUUGAUGGAAAUGAAUUGCACAGUGCUUAUCUCCAAAUGGGUUACAGGUUGUCACCUCAGUUCUCUCAGUCAGUUGUGUACAGAUUCGACAUGAGUGGUCAACAGCGUAUAUCACUCGAUUACUUCAUUCAUUCAUGCAUUCUCAUAAAAAAUAUAACGGAGCAGUUUCGUGCAAGAGACACUGCAAAUAGUGGCUUCGUUCAGAUCGGUUAUGAAGAUUUUGUAUCAGCUGUUGUGCUCAAUAAAAUUUGA
This is a messenger RNA of Helobdella robusta, 810 nucleotides long. RefSeq lists its product as hypothetical. The transcript has 2 exons. Gene Ontology annotation, molecular function: calcium ion binding. Gene Ontology annotation, biological process: COPII vesicle coat assembly. Lineage: Eukaryota; Metazoa; Annelida; Clitellata; Rhynchobdellida; Glossiphoniidae. Bases 1 to 810 code for a protein of 269 amino acids. The record is from RefSeq and is a predicted model, not a curated record.